AUGAAUAUCUUCAACAACCAUACGCGAGAUGAAGAGGUUGUAAGUGACGCAGAGAAGGGCGACAUAAAUGAAGAAAAUACUGGAUCAGAGUAUGAACUCGAAGGUCGACUUCCAGCUACAAAGAUACGAUCCUCAGAGGGAAUUCCUAGUAUCAGGGAGCAAGACAUGAGUGAUGCGACACCACAGCAAAAGGUCAAUGCGACAGACUGGAAUGGAAUUAAUGAUCCAGACAACCCGCAUAAUUGGCCCAUGUCACAGCGUGUAUACCACACUGUGAUACCCUCCCUCUUCGGAUUCGCAGUUACAUUCGGCACAUCAGUAUAUACACCCGCUCUCGCCGAUAUCAUGCACGAAUUCAAAGUUUCACGUACGAUAGCACUUCUUGGUCUCGCCAUCUACACAUUAGGCAUCGGUGUCGGGCCUAUCAUCACGGCACCUCUGAGCGAAGGCCACGGCCGCAAAGUCGUAUAUAUGAUAUCCUCUCCGAUCUUUAUGCUCUUCACAAUGGGUGCGGGGCUCUCGAAUACCUUCGCAGGUUUUUGCGUGUGUCGCUUCUUCGCGGGUCUAUCAGGGAGCCCAGCGCUUGCGGUGGGCGCGGGGACAAAUGCAGACUUGUUCCCGCCGCAGCAACGGGCUGUCGCUGCAAGCUUGUUUUUGAUGGCGCCUUUUGCAGGGCCUUCGCUGGGUCCCAUCGUUGGAGGAUUCGUCGCACAGUAUAAGGGUUGGCGCUGGACGCAAUGGUGCAUGCUUUUCAUCACCCUCGUCAUCUUUAUUGGUGCUCUUCCCAUGAAGGAGACGUAUAAACCCAUCAUUCUGAAGAAAAGGGCGAAAAUGUUAGGUUAUCACAUCAAGCCAAGCGCUGAAGGUCCGAGUCUAAAGCGUACGAUCAUCCUAAAAUAUGCUCGACCGAUGCAUAUGCUAUUCACUGAGCCCACAGUGUUCUUCUUCUCUCUUUACACAUCAUUCGCUUUUGGGGUGCUGUUCCUGUUCUUCGCCGCCUUCCCAUACAUAUUCUCACGCCCACCAUACUCCAUGACAGUUUCUCAAAUCGGCCUGACGUUCAUUGCCAUCGGAAUCGGUGUUUUGUUAGGUGGUAUAACAUGUGUCAUCAUCGAUCGAAAAUACUAUCAGAAGAAGCAUCAAGAGGCAUUGUCCGAAGGUAGGUCACAUGCAGAUCCAGAGCAUCGACUGUACAGUGCUAUGAUUGGUAGCUGGGGCAUUUUUAUCGGACUAUUCUGGUUUGGGUGGUGCGCUGAAAAAGGCGUACACUGGGCCGCUACUUUACUAGGUGCCAUACCAUUCGCGUGGGGUAACCUCUGUCUCUUUACAUCUGCGGUGCUCUACCUGGUGGAUGUUUACGGCCCACUUAAUGGCUCCUCUGCUAUGGCGGCAAAUGGCGUUUCGAGGUACGGCCUAGGGGCUGUAUUUCCACUGUUCACUUUUCAAAUGUACGAGACUCUCGGCAUCGGCUGGGCAACGUCACUCCUUGGCUUCCUCUCGCUCGUCAUGAUUCCGAUUCCGUAUCUAUUCUUUAAAAGGGGCACUGCGAUCCGGGCGAGAAGCAAAUAUCCCGUCGCUACGUGA
Cucurbitaria berberidis CBS 394.84 is the source of this 1584-nucleotide messenger RNA. Its product is annotated as MFS general substrate transporter. Gene Ontology annotation, molecular function: spermidine transmembrane transporter activity; spermine transmembrane transporter activity. The record is from RefSeq and is a predicted model, not a curated record. The transcript has 6 exons. Gene Ontology annotation, biological process: spermine transport; transmembrane transport; spermidine transport. Lineage: Eukaryota; Fungi; Ascomycota; Dothideomycetes; Pleosporales; Cucurbitariaceae. Bases 1 to 1584 code for a protein of 527 amino acids.